AUGUCUAAUCGGAUACCUCAGAGUCAUGGCCACGGCCAGGUCAAGCUCGGCCCUAGUGGACCUGGCCUAUUAGCCUUUUUCGGAUGUUUUGGCUUCCUUGCUUGGCGACUUGUUGAGUUGAGGGUAAUGGACAAGAGGAGCGAAGAAUACGGGCGCAGGAAGCAGCUUAUUCGUGAAAGACAUGCCAUUGUGUCUGUGAUGAAUAGUAUUUACUCCCACGGUGUCGGACUGGGUUUUGGAGUUGGUUUAGCUCGUGUGUGCGCUGGCCCCAAAAAUACAAGGGGUUGGGUAAUCAAAGAGGAUUGGGAGAAACAGGAGCGGGAACUAGAGGAGACUGAAGCAUUGUUGAAGGAGCUGCGGAAGUCAAGCAGUUAA
Molecule: messenger RNA, 375 nt
Organism: Microthlaspi erraticum
Lineage: Eukaryota; Viridiplantae; Streptophyta; Magnoliopsida; Brassicales; Brassicaceae
Source: the annotation of a GenBank genome assembly